AUGGAAGUGGAGGUGGUCUUUGUGGGCAUGAUGUCCAGCUCCACCCUCUGGGGAAACAUCUCAGACCAGUACGGCAGGAAAACAAUGGCCGAUGCCAUGGAAAUGAUGAUCCUGAGUAUCCUUGCGCCACAGCUGCACUGCGAGUGGCGUCUCCCCAGCUGGCAGGUUGCGUUGCUGACCUCGGGGCUGAAGAUCAGCGUUCUUUGGACUCUCUACUAUGGCAUCCUCAGUGCUUUCGCACCUGUGUACAGCUGGAUCCUGGUGCUCCGGGGCCUGGUGGGCUUCGGGAUCGGAGGGGUCCCCCAGUCGGUGACGCUGUAUGCUGAGUUCCUUCCCAUGAAAGCCAGAGCUAAGUGUAUUUUGCUGAUUGAGGUGUUCUGGGCCAUCGGGACAGUGUUCGAGGUCAUCCUGGCUGUGUUUGUGAUGCCCAGCCUGGGCUGGCGUUGGCUGCUUAUCCUCUCUGCUGUCCCGCUGCUCCUCUUUGCUGUCCUGUGUUUUUGGCUGCCGGAGAGUGCAAGGUAUGAUGUGCUGUCUGGGAACCAGGAAAAGGCCAUUGCCACCUUAAAGAGGAUAGCAACAGAAAACGGAGCCCCCAUGCCGCUGGGGAAACUCAUCAUCUCCAGACAGGAAGACCGAGGCAAAAUGAGGGACCUUUUCACGCCCCACAUUAGAUGGACGACCUUGUUGCUGUGGUUUAUAUGGUUUUCCAAUGCAUUUUCUUACUAUGGAUUAGUCCUACUCACCACAGAGCUCUUCCAGGCAGGAGAUGUCUGCAGCAUCUCCAGCCGGAAGAAGGCGGUAGAGGCAAAAUGCAGCCUGGCCUGCGAGUACCUGAGUGAGGAGGAUUACAUGGACCUGCUAUGGACCACCCUGUCUGAAUUCCCAGGUGUCCUUGUGACUCUGUGGAUCAUUGACCGCCUGGGCCGCAAGAAGACCAUGGCUCUGUGCUUCACCAUCUUCUCCUUCUGCAGCCUCCUGCUGUUUAUCUGUGUUGGAAGAAAUAUGCUCACUCUGUUACUCUUCAUUGCAAGAGCGUUUAUUUCUGGAGGCUUCCAAGCAGCCUAUGUUUACACACCUGAGGUCUACCCUACGGCGACGCGAGCACUCGGCCUGGGCACCUGCAGCGGCAUGGCAAGAGUGGGUGCUCUCAUCACUCCGUUCAUUGCUCAGGUGAUGUUAGAAUCCUCCGUGUACCUGACGCUGGCGGUUUACAGUGUCUGCUGCCUCCUGGCUGCCGUGGCCUCCUGCUUUUUGCCCAUCGAGACUAAAGGCCGUGGACUGCAAGAGUCCAGCCACCGGGAGUGGGGCCAGGAGAUGGUCGGCCGAGGGACGCACAUCACAGGCGUCACCAGGUCGAACUCUGGCUCUCAGGAGUAGUGACCGAUGGGGGGCUGAGCUGGUCUUUGAGGCUGUAGAGCACGGGGCGCUGGUGGAACCCCGCUGGGGCACUGACCGUCACUGCCGACACCAAGAACUCAUCCUAGAGUACAACCUGGACCCUGGUUGCUCAUAUUCAUCGAGACCCACCUGGGGAUGGGGAAAUGUUUGCUCUGGGGGUGCUCUGUAUGUGUGGGGGGAGGUUUGUUAAUAACCUGUGGAUCUGCAUGGGAAAACGGCCACACUAGGAGUGCCUGGUGGUGCCAGUGGCCAACCAGACGCCAUCCAGAAUCAGCUGGUCACACCCUUUGGUGAACAAAAACCAAAGGUUCGCUGUAGAUACAGUCCAGGCCCAGCCCCAGUGAAAGCUGACGCCUAGUGAGUCGACACCUGCCACCCACCAGUAGGUUUCUCCUAUACCCUCAGCCCCCAGCUUUCGUCUUUGAAAUCAAAGGUGACUUGGGUGUGACCUGAGCAGCUUUUUCUUGCAUCCAAGAAACGUUCCCUCAGAUGAGGCCCCUGGGUUUGCCUCCCCAGGCAGGGCCUGACUAGUGGAGGCUCUGGCAGAUGGACAUGCAUUUGAACUUGAGCCACAUACCCCACCUGGGCCCCUUUGGAGUUGCUGUCCCUGGCUCUAGGGGAUCCAAAUGUGUCCACGGGGACCGCUGGGCUUGCACCAGAUGACAACCUCAGAGAGCUGUUACCCCUGGUCAUUGGAGACUGAGGCCGACGGGGCUGAGAACCAAGCCCAAAGCCACAACAGGGGCCUCCUGUUUGGCAGCAGCAAAGGUCACGUUGGGACUUCUUUUCUGGUUCCCUCCUUAAUUAGGUGGAUUGGUGACUCUUGGGGAAAGAAGACAGUUAACUGAGGUCUCAGUGCUUUUGAUUUUUGAGCGUGGGCGGAUAGAUAAAUGGACAGAGAAAACAAAAGGAUGCUACACCAACUGGCUGCUCCUGUCGGGGUCGGGGACCAGGAACCCUCCCACCCUGGUUCCUCUGCCACUCUUGCUGUCAAGGGCUGGCAUGGUCUUUACAUAGAGGCAGCUCUUGGGGUUCCGGCAGUGGAACCCACGGUGGGGCUGCUGCGGGGUGGGGAGGACUGGGAGGACCCAGAUGUGUGAAAUGUGUACAUUUUCAAAGGAAGAGAAGGGAGGUCAAUAGGAUUUGGGGUUGGCCUUGGAAAGAAGGGCUGGCACCAUGUCUCUGCGGACAGCACCCACCUCCAGGAUUUGGUUUACACAAGCCUUUUCCCCGUCGGAAAGGCAGGGAACCUAGAGAAGGAGGGAGGAAGUGGCUGGAUUCCAUCAAAGGCCAGAGAAGAUUGACCCUCUGCUUGGAGAUACCUGCUUGAAGUCAACAUUGCGAGGAAACCAAAUGUGUACGUUCAUCUCUUAUUAAAACAUGUUGGUGAUGGACAUUG
This is a messenger RNA of Hipposideros armiger (great roundleaf bat), 2797 nucleotides long. RefSeq names its product SV2 related protein (gene SVOP). NCBI's taxonomy places the organism in Eukaryota, Metazoa, Chordata, Mammalia, Chiroptera, Hipposideridae. The transcript has 14 exons. Bases 1 to 1377 code for a protein of 458 amino acids. Gene Ontology annotation, cellular component: membrane. Gene Ontology annotation, molecular function: transmembrane transporter activity. The record is from RefSeq and is a predicted model, not a curated record. Gene Ontology annotation, biological process: transmembrane transport.